AUGGGGAGGACUUCACGCUGGAAGGCUCGUAGGGGCCGCAGACACCCGAAGGGGCCUUCAUUAACUGCUGCUGCUGUGCUGCAGCGCAAUGAACAGCAGGAAAGGAAGUAUAACAACCCUCCUAGCAGCAAGCAAGCAAAGAGAGAUGCUCAUCCUAUGCAGGGGAGGCAGCAGCAGCAGAAGCAGGAGGGAUCUAGCAAGCAAAAGAAGCAGAAGAAACAGCAGCAGAAACAGCAGCAAGAGCAGCAACAACAGCAACAGCAGCAAAAGAUGUCCAGAAAUCUCCGCAGAAAACUUCGGCUGAUGCAGCAAAAGAAGGGCGUAGAGCAGCAGCAACAGCAGCAGGAUGUGGGUCAAGCCAAGAGCAGCAGCUCCUUAAAAGACUCUUCCUCUUCUGCUGCUGCAGUGAUGCAGCGCAAGCGGUCAAAGCCCACAGGAACGGAUGCAGAAGCAACGCAGGCAGCAGCAAGAACUGCAGCAGCAGAGAAGACAUCUGUAUCGGGCAAGACAUCAACAGCAGAAACAGCAUCAGCAGCAGAAGCAGGAUCAAAAGCAGCAGCUGCAGCAACAACAACAGCAACAGCAGAGAAGACGCGCCACUUGGUGCUGUGGAACGACGUGGUUGAUGGGCCGCCAGACCUGCGGGAGUUUAAGCAAAAGCUCGACGCCCUUAAGGCCAAGUCUUUGCGGAGUGGAGAGAAAAAAGCAGCAACAGCAGCAGCAGCUGCAGCAGCAGCAGGAAUCACAGAUGAGGAGGAAUACGACUCACCAACAAUGAAGGGCAGCAAACGUGCUGCUUCUGGUGCUGCUGCUGCUGCUUCGUAUCAGCAGCAAGUGGCAGAGGCGUACAGACAGCUGAAGGUACGCCGAAGGGCAGCAUAUGAGGAGGAGAGGCAACAGCAGCUGCUGCGGAAGCAGCAGCAGCAACAGAGACGGGAUGGGUAUCGCAAGGGCCGCCAUGCAGGGGAGGCAGCUUCUAGUAGCAGCAACAGCAGCAAGUCGUGGUCCUUUGACAAGGAACUGCUGUAUAGAGACGACUGGGUGUUUAAGCACAGCCUCAACAAACAAGAGUGA
Molecule: messenger RNA, 1074 nt
Organism: Eimeria maxima
Lineage: Eukaryota; Apicomplexa; Conoidasida; Eucoccidiorida; Eimeriidae
Exons: 3
Coding region: 1-1074 (357 amino acids)
Source: RefSeq, a predicted model, not a curated record